Molecule: messenger RNA, 720 nt
Organism: Parnassius apollo (apollo)
Lineage: Eukaryota; Metazoa; Arthropoda; Insecta; Lepidoptera; Papilionidae
Source: the annotation of a GenBank genome assembly
AUGUUCGUGGCUCAUCGCUUGGCGGAGAUAGAGGACCUCACCAAACAGCAAGACUGGAGAUGGGUGCCUACAGCGCAGAAUCCUGCAGAUGACGCAACGCGCGACGUACCAGAAGACUUCGACUACAACCACCGAUGGUACACCGGACCAAGCUUCCUGAAAAAAGAAAAGGCACAUUGGCCUGCACCAAGAACCUUCAAGAAGACAACCACCGGCGAAGAAAAGGCAGCGGACGUCGCAGCAACAGCACAAACAUCUCAUCCAUCACCAGACCCCGAGAGAUUCUCUUCAUGGAAGAGGCUUUGGCGAGCCACAGCGAGAGUACUGCAGUUCUUACAACUCUGCAGAAAAAGGGAGAAGGUCAACGUCUGCAAAAAUAAUCCCACCUGGAAAAUGGCACAAAGAAAAGGGACGAAGACUGUAGAGAAGCAACACAGAUCUUCGAAAAUAAUAGAAAUGAAAUAUAUACCGCUGGACACCGAACUACUUGAUCAAGCUGAAACUCUUUUGAUGAAAAGAAGCCAAGACAAAAGUUUCAGAGAAGACAUCAAGUGCCUUCAGCAAGGGAAGCAAUUAGAGGGCAGCAGUAAAUUGAAAAGGCUCGACGUAGUACUAGAAGACGGUAUCCUGGCGCUGAAAGGAAGAAUCGACGCACACACAAGACAAAGACAGACAAGACAACAACGAAUUUCAACCCUUCCCUCGGCAUGUCGGACGUGA